AUGAGUCAGACUGGACUUCAGGAGGCGCUUCGGCUCUUGACGAGCGACAAGAUAAAGGGCAGAGAGGAGGGACAGACUGCGAUACGGGUCAUCUUUGGCAAGCGCUCCGUUUGCGCACGCUUCGACGAGGAAGAUCCAGAUCGUCAGCGCUGGGUUCGGGUCGUCGAGGCCCUCUACGCGUGUGCUGCCUUGGACAAAGCUGCAUGUAUGAAGCGUGGGGACUGGAGAGAUGCUCCUCAGGUCGCCAUUAAUCGCGUCAAGCACAGCGCUCAGACGGCUCGCUGGCUCAUCGAGCAAGCUAUCGCAGAAUUUCGGCUCCCAGCCGUGUUUGUUGUGCUGCAGCAGACCUUCAGGCUGCUCGAGCAGCGAGGUCAACCUUUCCAGCCUGUGUUGCUGGAGUGUUUGCAGGCGAUGGGUGCGGCCUUGAGCUACGCGCCUCAUAUCGAUCACUUUGAUGAAGCUCGAUGGUCCGACACAGCGGGUCUGCUGUGUAAUAUCUUGUUUCAAGACAGGCUCUCGGCCAAGUUGGAACAACAUCAAGAGGCUGACAUUCGACUUGACGGUGCCCCUCAGCCAAGCCCAUCCGAUGAAGAAGAUGGCGACGCGGCGCCAUCGGCGCAAGGGCUGGCCACUUGCGACCGGCGCAAAAGGCCCAGGUCUGCCAGCGCUGCGAACACGAGCUCACAGAAGAACGUCGCCGGUCCGGAGGACGUCGAAGUGAUGAAGGCCAUUCAGAAGCUCAUCGAAUCGACCACUGCGCCUCUUUGCACGGAUGCGAAGCUUGGGCUGAGGCUUCUCAGCAAGUACGCCAGGUUUCUCCAAACUUUUAGAACAGACUCCACAGCCCACCUGCCUGCAAUGAUAGGGCUCAACGCAUUGCUGAACAAAUUGCAGUACAACGAACGAGUGUCCGUCGCUCGCUUUGCGUUCUGGAGCUGGCCUUUCCUCUUAGCCAUGUGGCCCACCAAAAAUCGGCCGCUCAAGGAGCAGUUAGUCGUGUGCCUCCGAACCCUUUUGCCCAUCGCUGCUCGCGCGCUUCCAUGUCCAGGUCCUCAGGCAGCGAGAUUCGCCUCAUCAACGCAAGGAGCCGCUGACGUGGCAGAUCAAGGGCAGCGCGCCAGGUGCCUGGCUCAGGUGUUUGAGCUCGUGCAAACGGAGUGUGACCAUCGCUGGGCGAUACCACCUCUCACACUGGCCAAUGUCGAUCUCGCGCAUCAACCUGGAGUUCCUCGCGCAGGGCUUGAAGCGGAACAUGUGCUGCUUGCUGGCACACUCAGGCCCGGUAGAGGUUUCACCGCCCCUCACGCCCUUACUUGGGCAAUGCUCGAGCUUGCUGCUGAUGCCGUGAUUUGUAUUCAGGCGCUUGGCUACUCUUCGACCCGAAGCGAUCUCGUUCAAUCAGCAAAUGACAUCGAAUCAGGCGACGCGCAAGAAGUAUCGGCAGUCUCUCGCCUGAGAUCGGCACCUCAUGGCCAGGGCUCGCAUGCUACCACUGCUCCCACAUCCACCUCGAGAACGACAAGCGCCCUUCUGUCUAAAGGCGGCGCGAUUCGUCACGAUGCCAAACGGCGUCGUCUGGAGGAUUUGCCGAUGGCUACAUGGACACCACAAAGUGCUGUUGGUACCCUGGCAGGCAGAUUGUGCAAAGCAGCAAGCUUGCUCGAGCCCGCUAAGCGUAUUUGGUAUCUCCAAAUCAUUCUCUUUGUCAACGCGAGGCACUGGAAGCAGAUAGACCCCGACGAACGCCGAACUGUCCUCGAGUACCUCCUUGGUCACGCUUCUGGCGACGAUAUAGACGUUCAAUGUUGGUCUCUCGUCGCAUUCGCAGCAGCCGCUCGCAACUCGACAUCCUCGCGCACUGUAGCUGAGGCUUCAAUCUGGUCAAGUAUGUGGCCACUGGCAUGCCGGCGGAUGAGCAUGCCCGGCGCCGCUCGCGCUGGUGCCCACGCUGCACUAGCCAUACUUCAAGCUGGGCUCCUGGAGCCAAGUGUAAUUCACCCUCAGAUCGAAACGGUCCUUGGAAGCAUUGACCUUCAGGGUCCCAAUCAAGUCUCCGACGCUGUGUGCGCCUUUCUCUGCGAGUGCUUGUGUCGCUGUCGAGCUACGCCUGGCAUAGAUGCUCGUACAAUGGAGCAAAAGUGCGCUACAUGGCUAAUGGCUACCUGGUCUCCUUCAGAAGCUGUUUCUAGGCGCUCGAAAACGAACGCUCGCGCGGAAGAGCAAGACGCAGUCGAUCUUGCCAACCUCAUGGCAAACAUCUGCCGACUUUCUCGUUGGCCGACUCUCGCACGCGUGCGUCCAUUGCUCCCAUCCUGCGCCGUCAUUACGCAGAACCUUGAUAACGCCGAGAAUGCCUCACUCGGAUCGUUCCUCUUGCAAUGCGACGUGGGCGACCCCGAAGUCGCUUCCGAGCCCGUGCAGCUCUCCGACGUAGAGUUCGAAGAAGGGGUUCCUUCGCGAGAGGGAGACCCGAUCGUUCAACGGCUCCUCGCGUUCGUUGUCCGCAAUCUGGAGGUCUUUCUAGAUGAGUGGUCGGAUGCCAGCGACAGUACUGGCAAGGUCAGACUGAAGGCGCAUGGCACAGUAGAACAAGUGCGGCGUACGGUGGACUUCGCGGCGGCCGCGCUCUUGUUCGACGCGAUCCUUCGAGCAAACCACGUGGACUCGUCUCGUACGGUCUCAUCCGCCGCUAGCAGCUUACUGGGCUCUGCAAUCGGCGCAGCAGCUGACCAGCGGUGGACGCCUUCAGCACGCCUUACAAUACUCAAGGGUCUCGAGCCGCUGCUGCCUUGUCGACCUGUGGUACGAUCAGAUAGCACGCUUGACAAAUGGUCAGCACUUGUCCGGCCAGGAGCUCAUUCUGGCGCGCAACGGAAGCUUACUAAUGACACAUCGAGCAAGCUUCCAGACCUCCCGUCCGCCGUAUUCCAUGCUCGGCUUUGGCGUCAAAUAAGCUGUCAAGAAGUAAUCCUCGAAACUCUGCGGAGUGUGCUUGGCCGAGUGGCCAAGCCCAGUGAAUCGUUGCGAAGCGUCGGUACUCAGGCUGCCGCGGCGGAGGACGAUGGAGUGUGGAGCAACAUUCGCUCUGCCGACGAUGGCCAGAGGUCGGAAAAUGCGUCUGCUGUUGAAGAUUUCACCGAGCGUCUCACGAUCGAGCUUUGCAUCGGAACUCUGUGUGAUGUUCCCAUGUUGAGGCUGCCACAAGCCCCGUGCCAGCGCUCCGAAGAAGGCGAUUUACGUGAGGAAGACGUCGCCACUAGCAGCUUCGGACCUGGUAUUGCUCAACCUCAAGCGACAUCAGACGACACCAUCAGUCAGCUUCUUGUUGAGGGACCCAUCAGCUUCUUGCAAUCAGCUCUUGGGACCGCUUGUCGGUUGUUUGAGCAGCAUCGCCUACACUUCACCCGCAGCACGCUGAACACCAUCAUUGUCCGACUUGGUGAUGACAUGCUCUUGCUAUACGAGCACGAACAAAGCGAGCAGGCGCAGCUGCUAGCCAUCAAUCUUCUUGACCGCACCCUUGCAGCAUGGUCUCACCCCUCCGCGUCCCAGUCCGAGCUUCAAAGUAACGCCGAGAAGCUUGCCGGCUACUUUGCCAAACGUUUCUCAAAACGGCACAUGCUCACGACCCUUGUCCGACUACGGUCAGGAGUUUUCGUUGAGCGCAUGCUCAGGUGCAUGUCGGGAGCCGAUCCCAUAGUAUCUAAAACGCUGGUCGCGCCCAUGAAGUGGCGCCCAGAAAGGCCGGCGGAUCUCAAAGCGCAGUCGCUUCUGCUUUCCCUUCUAAGAUCUGUCGGGGAUAAAGACGCAGGGGUCCGUUUUGCCGCAGCCUCUCGUGUUGGCCGACUUGUCGACAUAUGCGCAUCUGGCAGACUUCUUAAUCUUGAAGCCCUUUACGAGGAGCUGAGGAGUUUACUGCCGGACGACGUAUCAGAUGCUGAGCUGAUGAUGACGCGAGUUCUGACUCUAGGUAACGUGUUGAUCUCAAACGGGCCUGUGCGCUAUCUUGCGAUCUACCACCUCCUCGAGCUCUCGCUCGUCAGCACUCAAUAUCACGAGAUACUCGCUACGGUCUUUGAGGCGGUUGCGUUGCGCUUAGGCUUCCCUAGUGCACGUGAUUUGUGGCUCCACUUCUGUCCUAGCUCGACGUGGUUCCUUAUACAAGGCGGCUAUGAUCCUCUGCGUCUGCCGUACAACGUCCUUGGGUAUGCAUCCCGCAAACACUGCGUGGAAGGGACCUUCCGACCUGUCGCUUCGAUACUUUUGGCUGCAGAACAGGAUCAUCAUCUGGAAGCCUUCACUACCCUCACGAGCUUCACUAGGAAGAGCACGGACGGCGCUAUGAAAGAAUGUUUGCCUUUCCUUGCCGCCAUCGAGGCUGGCUCAUUAGGAGAAGAGAGCGCUCUCUCACAAAGCAGACCUGAUUACAAGCAGCAGCGCAAGACUCUGCAAGCUCGUCUUGCCUCGCGAUGGCAUCUACCUCCAGCGCGUUUCCAUGAGAUCAGCGCCAUGUUGUCAGAGACCGCAAAUUUAGUCGUUGUCGCUCUCCUCCAAAACUUGUACGACUCCACUGAUCGGGACCGGCGGAGCGACGCAAGCAGCCUUGACGCGAUUACAGGCGUAGGCAGAGGUUUGGGUAUCGUUCUCGCCGCUCUCGAUGGGGACGAUCCUCAGCGCGCCAUGGUGCUUCGCGCUCUCCUCCGACCAAUAGACGCGCACGAAGCUCCAGAACUAGACUCAUAUCUUCCUGCUAGGCCCUUUUACAGCGCUGCAGCGGUCUAUCACGGCCUGCAGAUCCUGGCAGACGGAGAAGACGAGCUGGUGAGCGCCGCUACAGCGUACCACGUCGUCCGGCGUUUGUUCGGUACCAUAGCCAGCGGAUGCUUGAUCAAUGAUCAGCAUAGACAUUUGUUCGCACUGAAGCUAUAUAUCGCUAUGGCAUCUCCAUCAAUCACUGAGGACAACGUUGUGCUAUGUUGCAUCAUCCAAGGAGCCUUGGGCCUUCUUCAAGCCUUAGACUUAAGCGACCAGACCCUGAGUCUACUCGACUGGAGCCUUCGACGCGUACUGCACCUCUCACCUACAUCGCCUCGCCUUGCACCUCUGCUGACUGCACUGUUGCACACCGCCGAGUCGCUCGACGUCAGUGGCGAAGAGAAGAAGCGCAGUCUUAGUACGAGAAUACUUUCGUGGCUAGGCCGAGUCCUGCAGGAGUCCACCGAUAAACAAGCUCAGCCGACAAUCUCAUUGGUGCUUCUGGCUUGGCCUGCCGAGCUGCCAGCACCUUUAGCAGCUCAAAUGGAGGGCAAGAUGUCAAUAACAGAUUUUGCCAGUGCGACUUACCAAUUGCCGGCCAACGCCAUGAAUGCAUACUUCAUUCGUCGGCUCGAGCCUGCCCUGGCUGCAGCAUCAGAGGAUGCGAGGAACGAGUUUCAAGCUGGCGCCAUUUGGCGGCUCUUGGCACCCAGCGCGGCCGACGACAAAAUCGUCAAGCGUGGUGAACGCGCUCAUGCAGCAGCACGAAUACUUUACUUGUGUCAGAAUCAGCUGAGGUCACCGUCGGCGAAUCACAACGGCGCAGAGUUGUCGGCUGCCUUGCCCGUCUACGCCCUCAGCGAAGAUAAUCAUGCAGACCUCUUAGGACCGCUCAAGAGUGCGAUCCUGGCGGUGCUGCUGGAUUGCUUGAACAAAGUGGAGUCAGUAAGCACAGUCGACGCUCUACUUCGUCCUCUCUGCGCCAUCCUCACCUCUGAGCCUGCGUUGCGCGAAGCUCAUUUCAGGAUCGAUAGCGCAUCAUUGCACGAGUUGAACUUGCUCUCCGCAUUCGCCUCUGAAAUGCACGUCCCUCGACGCCGCUCGAUCGUAGAGCUUGAACACUGGUCAACAGAGCUUUCAUCGGACGACUACGAAAUAUGGGCGUCCCGCUUUGCGCUGCUGCUAUGCGACAUUCUUUCCCUGUUGCAGCCCGUCUCUUUCUUCGGGCAGAUCGCUCCUGUUCUUCGGCACAACUGGCAGAUGGCAGGCACCUUGCUGCCUGCAUUGCUGCAUGCGACACUCGAGACGGAGCAGCUCGCGCAAGAUCUCUCAGAAAUCCAAGGGUCCUCUGCUACCAUCUCGAAGCACUUCACAGCCUUAUUAGAGCGCCCCGACUGCGACAGACGAAUUUGGAAAGCAGUGAUUGAGAUGGUCAUCCAUCUUCGCAAGUACGUUCGCGGUGACUCGCCCAUCGGUGAUCAAUGGCUGCAGAUCGACUUUCUUCUGUUGGCACGUUGCGCUUCCGACGUUCGCCGCUUUGCCUGCGCGAUGCUUUUCGUGGAACUUGCGAAGGAGUACACAAGGCCCGAUGCUAGGGAAAAAGGCUUCAACUCGAGCGAUCCCAAAGUACUGGAUCUUCUCUAUAGAAUCUGCGAAAAUAUCGAAGACCCAGACAGCUUUUACGCGAUUCGAGAUAAUGAUCUUCGCAAAGCUCUAAUCGGAAGGCUGCAUCACGAGAAGCGAUGGGGCCGCGCGUUCGAAAUGCACGCCGCAAGCCUGGAAGCUGCUUCUGACGCGCUCUUCCGUCGGGUUCUUGGAAGCGACACGGCACAUCUCAACCUCACCUUGCACGAGAUGGGCUUCAACCGCCUCUCGAGUCUUCUUGACCGUGAUGUCGCCAACCUGACCUCAGGUGGUGAAGGUUCAUAUGAGCCCUACAGCUUCCAAAGUGCGAGCACGAAAGUGCAAGGAGAUGUUCGCGACAUCACUUAUGAUGUAGCUUGGAGAGCUGGCAACUGGGACCUGCCACUUGGAGACCGAAGCCUGCUUGGCUCCGAUCGCAACGUGUACGCCGCGCUGCGAGGCCUCCAUCAGAAUCGCAAUGCUUUCACUUCCAAAAGAGCACUGCUCAAUAAUCUGAGCGACGAGCUGUCCGCUUUCAAUACCAUUGGCCCGGAAGCAAACACCCUAGCUCGAAGGAUUGGCCGGAAUCUUAUGAGUCUCGGGGAGGUAGCGCAGUGGCAAGGGCUCCUGUCCGGCAAUGCCACUGCGACGCCUUUUGUCAACGCAAAUCCAGAGCACUCCAGCGACUUUUUGGAGUGAGUUGCUUUUGAACGUCCCAUUUUCUCGACAAAGCUAAUACCCCUUGCACUUCGUACCUGCCAGAUUUGACGACUUCGAGCGUCUCCUGAGCAUACGUGUCGCUUUGCUUCGACUCGAACGCUCCUAUAGCCGCCGAGAUGACAUCGGUGAAGGCAUUCGCACAGGUAUUGACGUAGACCUUUCUGCGAGGGAGAUUGGAAUCCUUAUGCGUCUCAGUCAAGGGGCACGUGAUCACGUGCUGCCGCAAACCGCCAUGAGAUCUGUCCUUGCAGCACAAGAGCUUCAUGAUGACGUUGCUGUCGACGGUCCUGAAGCAAGUGUUCGCGCUAAAAGUUUAACGAGCGUAGGAGCCCUGACCGAAGAAUUGGCAAAUGUUUUGUGGACGCAAGGCGAGCACUCAAUGGCUAUCCAAGCGUUGGAACAUGUGCUGCCCCGACAUUUAUCCAACAACAACAAGGAAAUGGUAGAGGCAGCACUAAGGAGGUCGAGACUGGUAAGCGGUUUAGCGAGGCAGUGUGCUGAAGUGAAUCAAGACUGACUUCGUGACUACACAAUUGUAUACCAAAUCUCCCAGGGCCGCUGGCGUGCCACAGCUCGUUCUGACCAGCCGCGUCGUAUAGACUCGGACUACUUUCACGUCGCUUGGGAGCUCGUUCUAGACGGCCACGGUACUGCUGCUGACAGAGCACAGGUCGCUCAUGACUAUGCGACCUUUGCAGAUGAGCAGUGCCAUAGUACGUCUGUCAAUGAGGAGGUAUGCAAGCUGGAACGCUUCGUAAAGGACCGGCGCGCAGAAAUCGACUCGAUCGAGACCGCCAUGGGCGAGGAGUCCGAUGCUGGGCGCAAGAAAAAGAUGGCUCGUCAGAGGAGCGAGGCGAAAAAGCUUUUGAAAAUCGACGAGGCCCAGCUGGUGCAACACGUCAACGCUCGCAAGGCCUUUCGCGACCGCGCAGCCAACAUGUUUGCCGUUUCGCUGACUGACAGCGAUAGCUUCGAUGGAGACAUCAUCAAGCUCACGUCACUGUGGUUCGAACACGCGGAUGACGAGGCGUUCAACGGUCGUUUGCGAGACUCUAUACUAGCAAUUCCUUCCCAGAAGUUCGUGCUUUUGAUGCAUCAAAUCUCGUCUCGGCUCUCCAAGACUGGAAGCAGCGCUCGCAACACGCCCCUAAGUGCUGCUUCUGCGACGAGCGAGACCUUUGCUUCAACGCUCUUCGCGGUCACGCAGAAGAUGGCUUUGGAACACCCCUUUCAUUGCUUGUACGCCCUGUAUGCUCUCCGAAAAGGGGCGGAAUUGGAGAAGGCGUCUGCUCGCCGAGGCGAACUUAAUCUGGCUCAGCUCGCAGCUAGUCCGCAGCAACUGCGCGGCGCAGCCGCGGAAGACAUCAUCCAUCAAGCUCGCAAUAAUCCAAAGCUCAAGGGCCGUUUGACAGCAUGGCAGAAGGUUUGCGAUGCUUGUGUAGAGUGGGCGGAGAUAAGUUUGCCGCACACCUACCCCAGCCUCUACCCAAAAGGACGCGUGGAACCGGGGGGACGGAUCCUGCCGCCAGAGCCCCCGCUGAAGCUGCGUCGCAUUAGGGACGUACCAGUGCCAGUCAUGACCUGCAGGCUCCCAAUCGAUCCCACAUGCAAGUACGAACACUUUGUCGGCAUCGCACGAUUUAGCGAACGCUUUUCAACUGCAGGCGGAAUCCACAACCCUAAGAUUACGGAGUGCCUCGGCUCCGAUGGCCAGCGUUAUAAGCAAUUGGUGAGUAAGGUUCAGAAUGUCAUCGGAACAAAGGUCGAGGGCGGUGCUUAUGUCAGUCCGGCACAUCUGGAACAGUUCAAGACAGAGGACGACUUGAGACAAGACGCAGUCAUGCAGCAAGUCUUUGUGCUCGUGAACGGUCUUCUUCAGCGUGACAAAGCCGCUAGGAAGAGAAGGCUUCAUGUGCGAACGUACGCUGUCAUCCCACUGGGACCGCAGUGUGGCCUUCUGGAGUUCGUAGCGGACACGGAGCCGAUCGGGACGCAGCUGAUGGACGCCCACAAUAGGUGAGUUUUCCGUGAAAGUAGUGCCGCCUGCUCUGAGCCUGGUCUGACAAGUUCUCCUUGCGUCAGGCACGCUACGCCUGGAAGUCUAACGCCAAUGGAAGCCCGCAUGGCAAUGCACAAUGCGCAAAGCGGCACCUACGACGAGCGCGUCGACACGUUCCUCCAGGUCUGCGAGCGAUUCCCGCCAGCUUUUCGCUUCUACUUCUUUGAUCGUUAUCAUGUCCCAUUGACUUGGCUUGAGACCCGCCUGAACUACACCCGCAGUGUUGCGGUCUCCUCCAUCGUCGGGCACAUGCUUGGCAUCGGUGAUCGACACGUGUCCAACAUUCUUCUUGACACGCACAGCGGCGAGGUGAUCCACAUUGACUUUGGCGUAGCAUUUGAGCAGGUGCGUAGAUUGUGGUUGAGCUUCACGCUGCCGUGAGUCACUUCUUACCCCGCUUGCUUGCUUUUAGGGCCGUCUGCUGCCGAUUCCCGAACUUGUUCCGUUCCGCUUGACGCGCGAUGUCAUCGACGGAAUGGGCCUCUCGGGCACGGAAGGCGUCUUCAGGCGAUGCUGCGAAGAGACCCUUCGCGUGCUGCGCGAGGGUGCCAACGUAGUUCAAACGGUGCUGGAAGUCUUCAAGUAUGAUCCUUUAUGGGCUUGGUGAGUUUUCUCGACUGCCCUCGCCGCGAAUUUGUUGCUUUGCAGCUGAGCCAGCCAAUCUUGUGUCACUGCUACUCUCAGGUCCUCAAAUCCGGUCAAAGUCUUGAAGGCGCAAGCAGGCGGAGAAGACUUUUACGCUAACGCACCUCGGGUCGGUACCUCAGGCGUGCGUGGAGUUGCCCUGAGCUCCACCAAUUCGGGCCUCGGUACUUCGGAGCUAGGCAGAGGCGAGCGGGGUACAGCUGAGCUGCUGGCCGAAAGGGCUAUCAGUUCAGUCAUGGCGAAGUUGUCGCCAAAUCUCAGCGUCGAAUACACAGUAAAUGAUUUGAUCCAGCAAGCCACGAUCCCAGAGCAUCUCGGCGUCAUCUUUCAUGGUGAGCCUCAAUUUCGUCUCCUGAGAGCGCUCAUCUGAUACAGUCGUAUGAUUUGAUACCCUUCUCCUUUCGCUGUGUCAUGACAGGCUGGCAGCCUGCGCUUUGA
Ceraceosorus bombacis is the source of this 10240-nucleotide messenger RNA. Lineage: Eukaryota; Fungi; Basidiomycota; Exobasidiomycetes; Ceraceosorales; Ceraceosoraceae. The record is from the annotation of a GenBank genome assembly.